Molecule: messenger RNA, 2119 nt
Organism: Cuscuta europaea
Lineage: Eukaryota; Viridiplantae; Streptophyta; Magnoliopsida; Solanales; Convolvulaceae
Source: the annotation of a GenBank genome assembly
CUCUAGGCAUAUGCCUAGGAAUAUUAUUAGAGGGAGGUACUAUCAACAAUAGAGUAUUUCUGUAAUAAAAAAAAGUGUAUGCACAAAAGGGGCUGGCUGUUCAGGAUAUUUUCCUGGCAUUAUCACUUUGAUGUUAAAGAAGUGUUCUUUCUUUCUCUCUUUCUUCCUUCAAGCGAAAAGAAUGUUUUUUUGUGGGGAAGCUGUUUCUUUAGUGUAAUUGGGCAUAAAUUUAUGAGUGGAAGUUACUUUUUUCACGUAUUGAAAGUGUGAAACAACCUUUUUCAUUAUAUUUCUCAACGGAUUUGCACCCAAAAAAUCCUUUAAGCCGCCGACACAGCAUGUGUUAGCUGCUAUAUAUAUGACACUCCCCAGACACUACCAGACAGUACAACUGCUAGCUAGGUAGCUCAGUGUGGAAUAAACCACCAUGGCCAAAUCACUGCUCAUCUCAGCUGCUUUUAGUGCUUUUUGGUUAUCACUUCUGCUAGCAUGUCAUGGAGGCUACGGUUUCCGGCAGGCGGAUGUGGCUCAAUCUGAUUCAUCUUCUGCCACCGCUGCUCAGAUUGCUAGGCGGAAUAUGUUGGCCAAUGGUUUCAGCCUCACACCUCCGAUGGGUUGGAACAGUUGGAACCAUUUUGCUUGCAAUAUUGACGAGAACAUGAUAAAAGAAACUGCUGAUGCUCUUGUUUCAAGUGGUCUUGCUAAGCAUGGGUAUAGAUAUGUCAAUAUAGAUGAUUGCUGGGCUGAAAUCCAUCGCGAUGACCAGGGUAAUCUUCUGCCUAAGAAUUCAACAUUUCCCUCUGGGAUUAAAGCCCUGGCAGAUUAUGUGCACAGCAAGGGCCUGAAGCUAGGAAUCUACUCAAGUGCUGGAUAUUACACUUGCAGCAAAACAAUGCCUGGCUCUCUUGGCCAUGAAGAGCAAGAUGCUAAAACUUUUGCAAAUUGGGGUAUAGAUUAUUUGAAGUACGAUAAUUGUAACCAUGAUGGGUCUAAACCAACUGUAAGAUUUCCUGUUAUGACCAGAGCGUUGAUGAAGUCUGGACGCAGGAUCUUUUAUAGUCUAUGUGAAUGGGGUGAUAUGCACCCAGCCCUAUGGGGCUAUAAGGUGGGAAACAGCUGGAGAACCACAAAUGACAUUACUAAUACAUGGGACAGCAUGAUUUCAAGAGCAGAUCAGAAUGAAGUUUAUGCUGAGAAUGCAAGGCCUGGGGGUUGGAAUGAUCCUGACAUGCUUGAAGUUGGAAAUGGUGGAAUGACAAAUGAUGAAUACAUAGUCCACUUUAGUUUAUGGGCCAUUUCCAAGGCUCCGCUCAUUAUUGGCUGUGAUGUGAGAAAUAUGACAAAAGAGACGCUCCGGAUUCUUUCAAACAAGGAGGUGAUUGCGGUGAAUCAAGAUUCACAUGGCGUUCAGGCUAAAAAAGUUAGAAUGGAAGGUGAUAGUGAGAUUUGGGCUGGGCCCCUUUCAGGCUACCGUGUAGCUGUAGUGCUAUUAAAUCGUGGCCCCAUCCGUUAUGAGAUAACGGCUGAGUGGGAUGACAUUGGAAUUCCUCUCAAAAGCACUGUAAUUGCAAGAGACCUUUGGGAGCACAAGACCCUGAGGACAAGAUUCGUCGAGAACUUUACAGCCACUGUGAAUCCUCAUGCAAGCAAGAUGUACAUUUUCAAACCUGUUGGUUAGACUGCUAUAGUAGAAUAUACUAGAGCAAUUUUUCCUGAAUAAUACAGUCAAUUGACUCUUUUUCAAGAUUUCAUCUGAGAUGUAAAGGGACUGAUACUAGUACAAUCUUGUUUGUUUGGCAGCCAAAAAUGAAUUGGUUACCAAUUAACCAUCUUGGUUCAAUAAAAUUGCACCUGGUAUCUUUUUUCCGAAACUUGUUCUUGUUGUUGAUUAGUCUUUUGAAACUGUUGGCCGAAUUUUACAAUUAAAUUUGGGGUUUAAGAUUACUGUUGCAAACAAAUGUUCAAAUAGUCUGGGGGUAAUCUAAAGCUGUUUUCUGCCUUUUUUAAGUGCAAACAUGUUUAUUCUCCAUUAUUCUAAUACCGUAUAUGUUUACCUUGGGGGGAAUGUAUUUGAGAUAGAACAGGACCGGUUGUAUAGUUUUGGGAACCUCAACUCCUA